This is a messenger RNA of Tupaia belangeri chinensis (Chinese tree shrew), 1976 nucleotides long. It is a transcript of the gene AOPEP, whose product is annotated as aminopeptidase O (putative). NCBI's taxonomy places the organism in Eukaryota, Metazoa, Chordata, Mammalia, Scandentia, Tupaiidae. Gene Ontology annotation, cellular component: nucleolus. The record is from RefSeq and is a predicted model, not a curated record. The transcript is spliced from 16 exons. Gene Ontology annotation, molecular function: metalloaminopeptidase activity; zinc ion binding. The coding region runs from base 3 to 1418 and encodes 471 amino acids.
UCAUGCUUUUUCACCGGAAGUCACAUUGGAAGAACAAGUUAAUGAGCCCACACAUCAUCUUCCUCUCCCAGAGCACCUUGACAGGAUCAAGCCAUCUCUGCGGGACCCGGCUCUGCCAUGAAAUCGCUCAUGCCUGGUUCGGCCUAGCCAUUGGGGCCCGUGACUGGACGGAGGAGUGGCUGAGUGAAGGGUUCGCCACCCACUUGGAAGAUGUAUUCUGGGCUCAAGCACAGCAGCUGGCCCCCCACGAGGCCCAGGAGCAGCAGGAGCUGAGGGCCCACCUGCGCUGGUAUCGCCUCCGAGACGAGACGCGGAACUCCCCGGAGGAGAUGCAGGUGUUACGGCCUAGUAAAGAGAAAACUGGCCAUGUGAGUGAUUCAGGAGCAUCUGUUAUCAAGCAUGGGCUCAACCCAGAGAAGACCUUCAUGCAGGUUCAUUAUUUAAAGGGCUAUUUUCUUCUUCGGUUCCUUGCCAGAAGACUUGGAGAGGAAGCCUAUUUUUCAUUUUUAAGAAAAUUUGUGCACACAUUCCAUGGGCAGUUGAUUCUUUCCCAGGAUUUCCUUCAAAUGUUGUUGGAGGACAUCCCAGAAGGAAAAAGGCUUGAGUUGUCUGUUGAAAACAUCUUCCAAGACUGGCUUGAGAGUUCGGGAAUACCAAAGUUUCCACGCCUCUUAGAACCCCUUGGCCUGCCCAGACUUCCCUGCCACUCGAAUGCUAAACCUAGCGAGAGCCUGGGACCGUCUAGUGCAUCGGUGGCAGCUUAUAGUGUAGACAAGGAUCUCUGCUGUAAACUGACGAAACCUGCUGUCAAAACAACCAGGUCUAGUGCAUCGGUGGCAGCUUAUAGUGUAGACAAGGAUCUCUGCUGUAAACUGACGAAACCUGCUGUCAAAACAACCAGAAUUCCUGUCCACCGGCAAUUGAAGUCAUUCGUGACAAGAGAGUCACGUUCUGCUGGCGAAGCUUUCAUUCCACAGUCUGUGGUUUUUGAACUUCAGGUCAUGAAAUGGCUUCAGGCGAACCGGAGACCCCGAAAACGGAAACGGAGGGAGAACGAAGAGGUGUUUGAAAAGCUUCUUCCAGACCAGCUGAUCUUGCUUUUGGAGUGUCUUUUGGAGCAGAAGACCCUGAAUGCCCGAACUCUGCAAAGCCUCCAGAGGACGUACCAGCUCCACGAUCAGGAUGCAGAGGUUCGCCAUCGGUGGUGUGAACUCAUCAUUAAGCACAAGUAUGCAAGAGCAUACAAAGACGUGGAGAGAUUCCUUCAGGAGGAUCAGGCCAUGGGCAUAUACCUCUACGGGGAACUGAUGGUAAGCGAGGACGCCAGGCAGCAGCAGCUUGCCCGCAAGUGCUUCGAGCUGGCCAAGGAGCAGAUGGAUAGAGCCUCCGCCGAGGUGGUGGCUGAAAUGCUCUUCUAAAAGGAAAGAUCACAGCGAGAUUCUCUUUCAUACGUCGUCUCCUCCUAGCCCUGGUGGGAGCAGGCCCGUGUGGAUCCAGGACAUCAAAGGGCAGAUUAUGUGGCUGCAAAGCCGUCGCCGACAGCACGGCUCACAUCUUGGUGCUUCUCCUUCUCAGAGGCUGGUCUCUUCUGGGCCCUGUAAAAGGCAGCACGUCAUAAACACUGUCUCCCACACAAGGGCCGUGGGCUGCCUUUGCCCCUCCUGGACAUGCCGCCUUGCACUGUGGUCUGCAGUGCAGCUCUUCUGCGUUCCUCCGUACGGGCCAGUCGGGACUGCUGAGAGAUGGUGAAGAAAGCCACCUGGACAGCUGCAUGUGGACGUGUCUGCCACUGCAGAAAGUCUCAGGGCUUCUCUGAUACUGGCACCAGUGAGCACCUGCUGGUGUCCUCAUCCAGAAUAUUCUGCAGAAUUAUUUUGACUUUGUCCAAUAUUUAGAUUUUUCCCCAAAACUUUAGUACCUGUUUCUAAAUGUGUAAGAGAACCUAAGAUAUAUUAAUAAAAUAGAAUGAAUUUGGA